This is a messenger RNA of Diplodia corticola, 1161 nucleotides long. RefSeq names its product phosphopantothenate-cysteine ligase. Gene Ontology annotation, molecular function: phosphopantothenate--cysteine ligase activity. Gene Ontology annotation, cellular component: nucleus; cytoplasm. The transcript has a single exon. The coding region runs from base 1 to 1161 and encodes 386 amino acids. Gene Ontology annotation, biological process: coenzyme A biosynthetic process. The record is from RefSeq and is a predicted model, not a curated record. NCBI's taxonomy places the organism in Eukaryota, Fungi, Ascomycota, Dothideomycetes, Botryosphaeriales, Botryosphaeriaceae.
AUGUCCCAUAGCGCGAGCCCCGGUCCGGCUGCGGCCGAGAGCCAGUACUUCAGCAGCAACCCGCCGCCGCCCUCGCUGCAGGCGCACCUGACGCUUGCCCGUGCCUUCAUCGGGCGACACGCCGAGGAAGGCCGUCGCGUGGCGCUCGUCACAUCAGGCGGCACCACGGUGCCGCUGGAGGAGCAGACGGUCCGCUACAUCGAUAACUUCUCGGCAGGCACCCGCGGCGCCACGUCCGCCGAGUACUUCCUGCAGAAUGGCUACGCCGUCAUCUACCUGCACCGCCAGUUCUCGCUGCUGCCCUACAGCCGCCACUAUUCGCACAACACGCGCUCCUUCCUCGACUUCAUGCGGGAAGACGAAGCCGGCCGCGUGAUUGUCGACGAGGAGCAUCAGCGUAAGAUGCUCCGGGUCCUGCGCCAGUACACCGAGGUCAAGCGCCAGAACACGCUGCUGAUCCUGUCCUUCGUCACCAUCACCGACUACCUGUGGGAGCUUCGCGAAGUGGCCAAGCUGAUGCGGCCGUUGGGCAGCCGCGCGCUGUUCUACCUCGCUGCCGCUGUGUCUGACUUCUUCGUUCCCAAAGACCGCAUGGUCGAGCACAAGAUCCAGAGUGCUGAGGAAUUCACCCAGCAGCAAAAGGAUGCGUCCGCCGGCGCUGUGAGCAACAAGCCUCAGCCUGCGGCUCGUACCGAAGGCAAGUCCCUCAUCAUCGACUUGGAGCCUGUCCCCAAGUUCCUCAAGUCGCUGGUGGAUGGCUGGGCUCCCGACGCCAUCAUUGUCUCGUUCAAACUGGAGACGGACCCCAGCAUGCUGCUCCGCAAGGCCACCUACGCUUUGAAGCGCUACCAUCAUCACCUCGUGAUUGGCAAUCUGCUGUCGACCCGCAAGUGGGAAGUCGUUUUCGUCAGUGCUGACGAAGGCGAGAAGUGGAUUCGCGUGCCUCGAAACCGGAGAGGCAGGAGUACGUCCGGCAUCGAGGCAUUGGUAGGCAAGGCGGCACUGCAAACAAGGAGUGACGAGGAUGCUGUUGAGGAGAGCCAGGAACCUCCUGUGCUCAGCGAUGCCGAGCCAGUCGUCGAGAUCGAGAGCCUCAUUGUUCCCGAGAUUGCGAGACUUCACGACAAGCUUAUCCAGAAGGCGACAGCCGGCUCCUCUUGA